AUGUCAGUUGAUGUGACGUCAUGGUCCCUUCCAACGGGAAUACAGUUAGCCGAUCCAUCCUUUUAUGAUCCCGGCUCCAUCGAUGUAGUACUCGGAGCAGAAGUGUUUUUUGACCUAUUCAAGGCUUCAGGUCGAAUUUCACUCGGAGAUACUCUGCCUACGCUUGUUAAUUCGGUUUUCGGAUGGAUCGUGUCCGGAAAAGUAAGCGAAGGCGCUCCUCGAAGUGCGUUUGUUUGUAACGUUGCAAGUACGGCGGAUCUGCAUAACGAUAUGGAACGUUUUUGGGCAAUUGAAGACGAACCUACUACAGCGUACUCUCCAGAAGAGGCACUUUGUGGGAAAAUUUUCUCCGAAACCGUCACUCGAGACUCUGACGGUCGCUAUGUUGUACGAUUACCACUAAAAAGAAAUCUAUUGGACAAUUUGGGUGAUAAUAGGCGUUCCGCCCUACAUCGCUAUCGACUUAUCGAAAAUCGUCUAGGUCGCGAUCCCGGUUUAGCGACGGAGUAUAGAAAAUUCAUGGACGAGUAUUUUCAGCUUGGCCACAUGGAGAGAAUCGAUGAAAACAACGCCUCCUCUCAAGCCUUCUUCCUUCCUCAUCAUCCAGUGAUUCGAGCGGAGAGCAGUACGACGAAGGUUCGCGUCGUAUUUGAUGCCUCCUGUAAGAGCGCAACAGGCCGGUCUCUAAAUGACGUCAUGCUUGUAGGGCCCACCGUGCAACAGGAUUGGAGGUCCAUAAUCAUUCGGUCUCGUUUACACCCAAUAAUGCUCAUCGCCGACAUUACAAAGAUGUAUCGGCAGAUUCGGCUACACCCAGGAGACACACAUCUGCAAAGGACUCCGGACGAACCUAUUGGUGUAUACGAGCUCAAAACGGUUACCUACGGUACCGCUUCGGCACCAUUCUUAGCGACUCGAGUUGUUUCGCAGCUGGCAACGGAUGAAAAGUGCCACUAUCCUUUGGCAGCAGAGGUGGCGUGCAAAGACUUUUAUGUCGAUGACCUUUUCACUGGUGCAAAAACGGUCAACGAAGCAAUUGAGUUACGUAAACAAAUGGAAGCAAUGUUCAACUCGGCAGGCAUGAAGUUACGAAAAUGGGCAAGCAAUGUUCCAGCUUCUCUUCAAGACGUUCCAGAGGAAAACCGUGCGAUCAAGGAUCUAGUGGACUUCGAUAAGGAUCAGUCAAUAAAAACUUUGGGCUUACAUUGGGAGCCUCAAACUGAUCGGCUAAAGUAUGUCAUCCCGAACAUAACGAUCGACCGAGAAUCUGCAGUUACCAAACGGAACACACUCUCUUCUGUCGCCAAAUUGUUCGAUCCCUUGGGCCUAGUCGGUUGUGGGGUCUUAAGAACAGCAACGACACACGAUUGUGAUCAAGAGUUACCUGAAAACCUUUUCUCGGAUGCUUCCGAGACGGCAUAUGGCGUUUACGUCAAAUCAACGAAUUCGUCGGGACAAACGAAAACUGCGUUACUCACUUCGCGUUCCAAGGUUGCUCCUCCAAAGCAAAUAAGCAUCCCUCGCCUCGAGCUUCGCGGAGCUCGUUCGGCAGCCGAGUUAUAUGGCAAGGUAUCCGAUUCGCUUCGUAUUGAUGCUAGAAUUCACUUCUGGGUUUAUUCAACAACAGUACUGAGUUGGCUUCAGGCAAGACCGUUAACAUGGACUACGUUUGUAGCAAACAGAGUGGCUACAAUCCAACGCUUAACUCAAAAUUGUGAGUGGCAUUUCGUUCAUGGGGUAGAAAAUCCUGCAGACAUCAUAUCCAGAGGGCUUCCUGCAGACGAACUAGCUUCCUGUAAGGUCUGGUGGGAAGGACCCACAUGGCUUCGAAAAUCAUCGGAGUUCUGGCCCACUUCGCCGUUGGAGACACAAUCCAAUCCCGAAUGUUCGAGGGAAGUUCGAAAGACUGCUCAUAUAGCUACAUCACAACCAGAUUCUUCAUUUAUCGACGAGUAUAUCGCUCUUUUCUCCAGUUAUAGCCGCUUGGUGCGAACGACAGCGUAUUGGAGACGACUUUCCACCGUCUUACGAACUCCAAGAGCUGAACGUAAAAUGUUUGAACCACUUACGUUAAGUGAGCUGCAAGGUGCUGAAUUUGCUCUCAUUCGAUGUGUGCAGCAGGCCGCCUUUCCAGAGGAAUGGAAAACACUAUAUAAAAAUUGA
Wyeomyia smithii (pitcher-plant mosquito) is the source of this 2163-nucleotide messenger RNA. RefSeq lists its product as uncharacterized. The coding region runs from base 1 to 2163 and encodes 720 amino acids. The transcript has a single exon. Lineage: Eukaryota; Metazoa; Arthropoda; Insecta; Diptera; Culicidae. The record is from RefSeq and is a predicted model, not a curated record.